Messenger RNA from Amphibalanus amphitrite, 2389 nucleotides. RefSeq names its product F-box/LRR-repeat protein 7-like. The coding region runs from base 551 to 2125 and encodes 524 amino acids. The transcript has 5 exons. Gene Ontology annotation, cellular component: SCF ubiquitin ligase complex. Gene Ontology annotation, molecular function: protein binding. NCBI's taxonomy places the organism in Eukaryota, Metazoa, Arthropoda, Thecostraca, Balanomorpha, Balanidae. Gene Ontology annotation, biological process: SCF-dependent proteasomal ubiquitin-dependent protein catabolic process. The record is from RefSeq and is a predicted model, not a curated record.
ACGAGUCUGAGAAUCCUGCCGCGGUGGGGCCGAGGGACUGCGGUCUACAUUCCAGAGCCCGUGCUGGCGGCCCCCGGGACCCCGGCGGGUCCCUGGUCGACGCACGGCACCCACACACUGGGACCAGGCAAAUGGCGGAGACCUCAGUGAUCUUGCUAAGACGGGCGCAAGUCCGAUCAAGAUAUUAUGGGAGAUUGACGCCUGUGAGGCCAUCACGAAACCUCGCCAAAUUAAGACCUGGCCAAGCACCCGGCGCCGUGCGGAGACGGCGAACACUGGGAGAUUAUGACGCAGUCGGGCGGGCCAAGGUGCGGUUUUGUUUGGAAUUAGUUUCGGCCACCGAGCGUCGCAGGUUCGCGGUCGGGUGAGCGUUUGUGUGCUGUCCGGUCCGUUUGGGAGCUGCCGGGUGUCGCUGCCCCCCCCCCCCCGCUGAGUGGGGAGGGUCGAGCGGUGGAGGGCGAGCCCUCGCCGGCCGCCGGGCGAGCCAGCAGCGGCCGCAGAUGCAGACACGAGCGGAGCGCUAGGCGGCGAGCUGCCCGGCGCGCUGCCCAUGGACCCGCUGUCGGUGCCGGCGCCGCCGCCGCCGUUCGACAUGGCGGCCGUGGCCUCGUCGUUACCGUCGCUGCCCGGACACCCGGGCCUUGUGCGGGCGCGCGCGGACACGAGCACCGGUGGCCCCGGGGGCAGGAUGUCCCCCUCCGUGUACAACCACAAGGAGGUGCUGAGCGGGGGCUGGGCCGGCCGGAUGUCCCCCUCCGUCUACAACCAUAAGCUGUUGGCGGUCUCUCAGGGCCGCUCCUCCCCGGCCUAUCACGACCUGGGCUACCACACGCUGGUAGCGCGGUCAGCAGCCGCCUCUCCGUGGGCCGAGCUCGGCUACCCGGGCGGCGCGCCGGCCAACUCCGCUCGGUGUCCCCGCGACUCGCCGCGCCCCCAGCUGCCCGAGCCGCCCUCCAGUGCCGAGCUCAUCAUGGCCUUCAAGGGCAAGCGGGCGCACAAGUCGGCGCCGUUCGACCGUGUCUCGGACGAGCUGAUCCUGCACAUCUUCUCGUACCUGUCCACCAACGAACUGUGCUACUGCGCGCGCGUCUGCCGGCGCUGGUACUUCCUCGUCUGGGAGCCGCAGCUGUGGACCAGCAUCACGCUGACGGGCGAGACGACCGGCGCCGACCGGGCGCUCCGGCAGAUCGUCAAGCUGCUCUGCCGCGACAACCCGGGCACGCUGUGUCACACUGUGGAGCGCGUGGAGCUGAACGGGUGCGCGCGACUGACAGACCGCGGCCUGUCGCUGCUGGCGCGCCGCUGUCCCGAGCUGCGCCACCUGGAGCUGCGCGGCUGCAGCCAGGUCGGCGAUCAGGCCGUCAUGGACAUCGUCAGCCACUGCCCGAACCUGCAGCACCUCGACCUGACCGGGUGCCACCGUGUGCGCUGCCUGGACCUGAGCCAGGCGGGCGCCGACCACCGUCUGAACCUGCAGUACCUGGACCUGACGGACUGUCAUAACCUGACCGACGACAGUCUGCGGGUGAUAGCGCGCCACUGCCCGCAGCUGCAGCACCUCUACAUGCGCCGCUGCGAGCAGCUCACUGACGCCGGUAUCCGGCACGUGCCCAGUCUGUGUCCCGGUCUGCGCGAAUUCUCCAUCUCCGACUGCAGCCGCGUCACCGACUUCAGUCUCCGUGAGCUGGCGCGGCUCGGGCCCACACUGCGCUACCUCAGCGUGGCCAAGUGCAACCGGGUCUCGGACGCCGGCGUGGCUCAGGUGGCACGCAGCUGCUACAAGCUGCGCUACCUGAACGUGCGCGGCUGCGAGGCCGUCUCGGACGCCGCCCUCGAGCUGGUGGCCCGCUGCUGCCAGCGGCUGCGCGCGCUCGACAUCGGCAAGUGCGACGUCACCGACCACGGCCUGAAGGUGUUGGCGCAGCACUGCCCCAACCUGAAGAAGCUGAGCGUGAAGAGCUGUGAGAUGAUCAGCGACGCGGGCGUCAAGUACGUGGCCUACUACUGCCGCGGCCUGCAGCAGCUCAACAUCCAGGACUCGCCGGUCACUCUGGAGGGCUACCGCACCGUGAAAAAGUACUGCAAACGCUGCAUCAUCGAGCACACAAACCCGGGCUUCUUCUAAGGGGCCGGGGCGGCUGGGGUGGCCGGCUCCGAUCACUUCUGAGAAGUGAGCGGAGGCUUCGUCUGCCGCCGCGAUCCGCGGCGCUGUGAUAUUAUUUAUUGUGCCACGACCGCAACACAGCGAACGAACGGGAUUAAUUUGUUUUUGUUGUCAGUGUUAUUCGUAUUUUAGUGCUGAAUGCUUUUGUGUAAAUGGAUCAGUGUGAAAUUUGUUAUUGCUUUGUCGCAUGUGGUGUUCAUUUGAAAUAUACCAGCAAUUGACGUA